GCGAAAUAGCACACCGAGCACACCGAGCAUCAGUUCCUCGCAGACUCCAGUCCAGUCAGCACACAGCUCACCACCAUGUCCAGCGACUGCAGUGCAACGGAGUCGCGAGUCACGGAGACUUUGACACUCCAGUGGGAAGUGUACGCGUGGCGAGUGUUAUUUCGGCAUCCCAAUCCGCACAUCGCUUACUGCCAUGCAUAUGCAGAGGGCAAAGAGUGUCUUUCACAGAUGAUUUUUAACCCGGCAGCGGUCCUAGUGUCUACUGUGCGAAUAACCGGGAGAAUGGGAGACGACGAAUGCGAAAGAACUGUGCCCAACUGCCAUGUAUGCAAUGAGCGUAUAUGGCAGGGAAUUGUGGACAAUGGACCGCCAGUCGCUCUUAACCAGAGAGUGUCCGGCAUCAGGCGCUGGACAUUCGAGUCGGCACUUGUGGUCACCCCUGAUCCCGAGUGCAACUUGGUGCACUAUUGCAUGGAGAAGCCAUGCUUACGACAGGCGUUAUCUGACAACGGCAGAAUCCUGUUCUUUGAAAUGUUUACGGGAGGAUCAUCAUUUUUCGAAUUCGAAGAGGUGCAGUACACGGCGACAUCUGUGAUACCGAUGGAGUGCAGAGCCUGCCAACGAACCUUAACAAUAGAGUACACUGUGGAGGAAUCUGAAUAA
This is a messenger RNA of Frankliniella occidentalis (western flower thrips), 663 nucleotides long. RefSeq lists its product as uncharacterized. Bases 76 to 663 code for a protein of 195 amino acids. The transcript is spliced from 3 exons. The record is from RefSeq and is a predicted model, not a curated record. Lineage: Eukaryota; Metazoa; Arthropoda; Insecta; Thysanoptera; Thripidae.